ACACUAAACAGAACAAGCAAUUUGGUUACGAAAAUGGCAAUAACAAGACGUAAAUGAAAUAAUUAUUAAAACCGAAUAUUGUUUGACACAAAUUGAUUGCUAACAAUUGUAAUAAUUUCGCCCCCGGCUGAGCCAUCGGUUUCCUCUUCCCGCAUCCCACAAUGACACACCUGAUGCCAUGCCCAGGCCUAUCGAGCUCCAGAUGUUGAUGUUGACGUCAACAAUGUGAAAUUUGUAUGAGUGCGAAAGAGAAGGCAAUCGCAAAAUAAGAGUGUGAGAAAAAAGAAAAAGCAAAAAGAGAGAAAACGAAAACGUAAGAGUAAGAGUUAAGAAAAGUGUUAGAGCCAAAUCCAGCCAUGUAUUCCGAGUGGGCCUCAUUAUCGGCCCAAAUAACUGCCAACAGCUGCGGCGCCCAGUGCUUUAGUGUCCUGAACAAAUUCCCAGCCUCAGCUGGACGCGAAGUGGUUGUCUCUGUGGUAAAGCAAUUGAGCAGUAAUCUUGGCAUUACUCAGAAUGCCGAGCCCAGUCAUUUGGUCAAAGAUGAAGAGGUCAAAUGGUGCAUGGAUGUGAUUUGUUUCGGUCUCUCAUUGCCUCUGCAGGAAAACGAGACCAUUAAGGAGUGUGUGAAUGUCUAUUGCGAGUGGCUGACGGCACUGCUUCCAAAUCCCAAGAUUAAUGUACCAAAGCCAAUAUGCGAAGAUGCCAAUCUAUAUGCCCGCCAAAUAAUCAAUCAUUUCCACAAUCUCUUUGUGCCGCGCCAGGGUGAAAGUGCGGAUACUAUAAAGCGUCAGGCUCUAUUAUGUCAUCGAGUGUUGCGCAAACUCCAAUUGAUAGCACAGGAUUCAACGAAAAUGGAUCGACAAACGUGGGAUACGUUGCUCCUCUUUCUGUUGGCCAUCAAUGAAAUUUUGCUCGCUCCACCCACAGUCAAGGAUGAUGUGGGCGAUCAGCUGUGCGAACGUGUCCUAUCUGUACUAUUUGAGGUCUGGCUAUUGGCUUGUGUGCGUAGUUUUCCCUCGCCUUCAAUGUGGAAAACAUUACAAGAGUCCUGCACCAUGUGGCGUCAUCGUGUGGCUUUAGUCGAUCAAUGGAAUCGUGUGAAUUUAGCCCUGACAGCACGUCUGCUCGAAUUUAGCUAUGGUCCAGCAUUCCCCCCACUAAAAAAUGCUGAUGAAGAUGGACAACUGAUACCGGCUGGCAUGUCCAAUGAUUGUGUGGCCCAGACUUGGUAUCGUUUUCUUCGCAUGAUUGGCAAUCCAACGGCCUUGUGUUCGCCACAUGUAAUUAGCAAAUCUCCGCAGUUUGUCCAAUGGGCUUUGACCCAUGACAAGGGCGCGGAGACUCAUCAACAUCCCUGUCUACAGAUGUUGCCGAAAAUCUUUCUUAAUGCCAUGAAGGGCAUUUCCAGCCAAGUAGAUGCAUUUCUGGGCAUUUAUAGGCCGCCUCCGCAUCAGCAGGAGAACAUUGUGACAAAUCUGUUGGAAAUAAGGCACUCACUAAACGAGGCCACAUCCACUACACUGCAGCAAUUCAUACACUCCACCAGCGUCUCGAAUAUAGCGCAGCAACAGCAGCAGCAGCAGCAACAACAACAACAACAACAAUUAUCUCAUCAUUCGCAUCCACAUACGCAUCAUUAUCCUCAUUUGCAUUUACAUGGCGCUGGCAGCUUUCUGCGCGACAACUUUAUGAGCAAUUCGGCUAGUUCGGCUCUUAAUGCAAUAAUGGGUCAUCACCAUCAUCAUCAGCAACAGCAGCAGCAGCAGCUACAACCAACUUCUUCACCCACCACUCUUGGCACCAACAACAAUAUCAACAGCAACAACAACAUCAGCCAUCACAAUUUAGGACAAUCUUCAGCAUCAUCAUCAGCUGUGGGCAACACCAGUGCUGGUGGCAGUCAUUCGGCUGGAGUAGUCGGCAGUAUAUCAUUCACAACAACCGAUGGCAUUCCUGUCUCAACUCUGGGCACGGGUCAGGCCACACCCACACCGCCUUUGCAGCGAAGAUUGGCAAAAAGUUUCAGUGUGGCCCCAACUCUAACACAGCAGAAGGGCUUGAGUAAAACUGCGCUUAUCGGUAGCCUAACAGGCGGCUCUGUGGUAUCUGGUCCCGGCUUUGGCUCUGGCUCUGGUUCCGGUCCCACACCUGCUCCGGCACCGACAACACCAACAUCAACGUCGGGUCCGCCCUCGACUAGCAGCAGCAUCAAUUCUCUGCCCCUGCCAUCAUUGGGAGCUGCUAGUGUGGAGCUAGCAGCGGCUAGACCGAAAUGCAAUAGCAUUCUUCAUGUAUUCCACGAGUGGCUGUUCGAGGCAGCACACAUAGGCGGCGACACUUGGCGCCAGAAUCGAAAGAAGCAAGCAUGCGAGGCCAGUAAACGACCUUCAUCCAUGAUUAUGGAGCAUCGAAAGGGUUCGAUUUCACUUUCCCAGCCAAACUCAUUGAACGAUCCCGCUUCACUGCCACCCGCAUUGACCAUUGAUAAAUAUGAAUCCGGACGUGCCGAAGCCAUUGGAACAUUGUGCAAAAUAUUUUGUGCCAAAAAGACGGGCGAAGAAAUUCUACCCGUCUAUUUGGCACGUUUCUACAUGGCUCUACAGCAAUGCCUAAAGAUAACCGAAGCGAAAGAGUGUGACGAAACAUUGGCCAGCAUUUUAUUGCAUUCCAGCGAUUUAUUCCGUUUGGAUUUGGAUGGCAUUAAUGUGUUAUUGCCCGGUUUCAUAGCUGCCCUCGAGAUUGUGUUGCCUGACAAGGAUCUAAAAUUGAAAUCUCAACAAUCAUCGGCAGUUGUCUUCAAUCGCACUGAACUACGACGUUCGGCCAUAAACAUUCUGUUAUCCAUUAUGGUAUUACCACUGCACUAUCAGGCAUUGCCCAUUAGGGAUUUGGCCAAUGGCGAGACUAGCGAAAAAAUGUUCACAUUCAUACAGCUUAAAUCGCGGCUAAUGAACAUAUUGAUGAAUGCCCUUCAGGUGGAAACUGAUGCUCAGAAUACCCACAUGUUAUUGGGUGGCCUCUUGCUCUGUGUUCAGGAUGCGGUAACCUUUGAGGAAACCGAAUUGGGUGGUGCAUCAGAGCAUUUGGCCAACUCAGGUGGCGGUGGCGGUGGCGGCGGGGGUAUUCAAAAUCAUGAUACCAACUUGCUAAGCUCGGCUUGCUCGGAGCGUUCCGCUUCGUUGAUCAGCGCUGGCACGGCCAGUUUAGGUGGCCAAACAACGGCCACUGUGGGAGCCGGUUCGAGUUCGCUUAAUGCCUCAGCCCAUGAUUAUCCAAGUUUAACCAUAUCCGAUGAUAUGUCAUUGGAAUUUGCCCAGGAUCUUGAAGGUUUGGCCAGUUAUGAUAAUGCACAUGCAUUGUUUGUUCGUGCCACAUAUUUGGUAUGCCAUCGUCUAAUAUCGUCUUGGAAGACCGAUUUGAAUGUCUCAUUGGCGGCUUUGGAGCUAUUAUCGGGUUUGGCUCGUCUACAUAUAAGGGAAACAGACACCUUAGUGAAAAUAUACGAAGCUAGUCAGAAUCUAACGAUAAUCUCCUCAGACGCUCUAGAGUGUAAGCGGGCCGUAAAAUGGAUCUGUGACUAUAUUUGCUAUCAAUGUUCGAGGCCACCGCCGGCGCAUAGUAAGGAUUUGCAUAGCACCAUUGUUGCUGCCUUUCAGUGUACCGCUUCCUGGUUGAUGCAACAUCCGUAUCUGCUCCAUGACAAGGAUUGCCUUCAAACUGUACUCGAGGUCGUCGAAUUGGGCAUAUCCGGGACAAAGAGUCAAAGUAAGAGUGGAGAUAUACCCAAAUUUAAGGAUGAAAAGGAAUUGAAACCUGCCUCAAUGCGUGUCAGAGAUGCUGCCGAGAAUCUGUUGACAAUUAUAUUGGAGCAAGUUGGUUAUUUUCCCAGUGAAUGUGGACCAGAGUCGAUUUCAUCCCUUUUGGAUGAAGUGGCAUUGAUGAAACAUUGCAAUUCCAUGUCACCGGCAGCGGCAACUAGCACCGAGCAGGCCAUUGCCAAGUUUAAGUAUUUUGUUACCGAAAACUCUACCAUCUUGGCCCUGCUGGAGGAGCCGUUGGGCAACGAUCAGGAUCCGCAGCCAACAGUGACAUUGCUCAUUCGUGGUCCAUUUGGGCGACAUGCUUGGACCAUGCAAUUGCGCCAUCUGCCACGCAGUAAAUCGGGCAUUAAAUAUCAUGCCAUUAAUCCAGGACGACCAAUACCCAUGAAUGAUAUUAGCCAGCGUCCAGAGUGUGAGCAAAAGAAUUUUCCAGAUGGUGUGGAUAAGGUUCAACCAUGUGUGGCCGACUAUUCGAUACCAACGAUUGAACAGAUGCGCGAGCGAUACGGAACGGCCACUAUACGCGAAUUGGAGGCCAUGUUGGAGAAUCAAAGCAUCCAUGAGAAGCUGGCGUGGGCGGAGGCCGAUAAUAGUGCUGAUAGUUUAUCCCAUUCACAGGAAUGUGUUCCACCGGCCGUGUGCCACGAGUUCCAUGCAGCUCGUCUAUUCCUCUCGCACUUUGGUUUCCUCAGUUUUGAGACUCGAAAUCCCCACAAUCCAGCCGAAUCAUUGGGUACUCCGCCGCAACGUCCAUUAAUAGUCCUAGACACAAAAUCAUCGGCGUUUGCAUCCGAUUUGGAUAGGUUGGAUAAGUUGAGUGCUCGCACCCAUGAUACCGUCUAUGUGUUCUAUGUCAAGUCGGGUCAAACAAAUGCUCAGCAAAUCAUUGGCAAUAUGUCGGAGGAUCAGAGCCAUACCCAUAAUUCUCACUUUGGCCAUAUGCUUCAGACAUUGGGAUGGCCGGUUCAAGUGGCCGAACAUUCAGGCUGGACAGGAUUUGCUCAUAACUCUUGGUCGCUAAAAGGCUCCGCUCAUGAUGGCGGCGAACAAGCGCAACAAUCUUCGAAUCUUCCAAACUCAUUCGAAUCACUUAACUUCAAUGGAUCACAGCGCGUGCUCUAUUGGGCCGAUGUUUCCUCUGAAAUUGCUUUUGUAGUGCCCACUGUCUGGAAUCUAAGAUAUUAUAGCGAUACCUCCGAUGGGGAGAGCAUAUCAAGCACUGAUCAAAUCGUUUGGUCUCGUCACGAUACGGCCAAUGCGAACGAUCUUACAGGUCCAGCUGGAGCAAAGUCAAAGUCACGUAAUCUCAGUCUGGAGCUGGACACAGCGGGAGCCAGUAAUAACAAUAACAACAGGGGCCCCAAAGAACCGGUGGCGCCCACAAGACGCAAGGGUAAUGUGAUCAAACCCGCUCUUCUUGCACAGGCGCCAGCAAAGAUCUUUCUGGUUUGGCUGGAAAGCUAUGAGGAUCAUUUGAAUUUCCCAUUGGAAGAUCUGCUGGCGUACACACGCACCGGCGAAGAGUUGCAAUCCCUGCAAUUGCCACGUGCCUCCGAUUGUCAUGUGAUAUUUGUCCACUCGCUUCUGUCGGGCCUGUUGCGUGUAAAACUCCAGGGUCCCAGUGGUCGCAUGAGCUUUGCCACACCUCUGGUUGAUGGCAUGGUGCUGAGUCGACGCGUAGUCGGUAAUCUAGUGCGUCAGACAGCUCUCAACAUAUCACGGCGCCGGCGAUUGGACAACGAUAACUAUCAACCACCUCAUGUCCGUCGACGGCUCAAGGUGCAGGACAUUGUCCAGAAAUACAAAAUGGAUCUGAGUGAGGCCGAACUGCUGGCACAUCUCUUCCAGCGUGCAAUCUAGCAAUAUUAGAAUGAUUAAAACAAAGUAUUAAAACUAACCCACACACACACACACACACACACACCCCCAAGAUGAAUUUGUCUUAUGGUCUGUGUCUGUGUGCCAGAGGCCCGACCAGAUCAAAAUCAAUUCAUAAUGGCGGAAGAUUAGGAAUCUUUGGCAUUUUAUUAACAUUU
Messenger RNA from Drosophila willistoni, 5857 nucleotides. RefSeq names its product ral GTPase-activating protein subunit beta. The record is from RefSeq and is a predicted model, not a curated record. Gene Ontology annotation, molecular function: GTPase activator activity. Gene Ontology annotation, biological process: regulation of small GTPase mediated signal transduction; activation of GTPase activity. Lineage: Eukaryota; Metazoa; Arthropoda; Insecta; Diptera; Drosophilidae. The transcript is spliced from 15 exons. Bases 357 to 5681 code for a protein of 1774 amino acids.